AUGAUGUUCUGGUCCUCGAAGACUGGGAUAAGUUCCAAAUACACAUUUUCAUCCUCGCCAACGUUUACCGCUGAACCUUGGAGUGUUUACACCGGUAGACCCAAAUCUAGCUCCAAUUCAGGUGCAUCUAAGGUAUCAAUUUUCCAAUUUGAUAAGAAAAUGUUUGAAAACUAUCUUUUGAAAUAUGGGAUUAUCAAAUCAAAAUCUUCAUCGCAGGAUAAGAACUUAAUUCAAGAGGGUUAUGAAAUCUUGAGAAGUCAGGUUAACAACUUGGCUAAACUAAAGCAUCCAAACAUACUGACACUAAUUGAACCCCUUGAGGAACACUCCAAAAAUUUCCUGUUUGUUACAGAAUAUGUGACAGGUUCAUUGGAAUCGAUAUUUAAGACUGACCAACAACAGAAUGAUGACGCUGAUGAACAGGACUUCUUUAAAGGUCAUGUGAAGGAUCAGAUCGUUAUUCGCCGUGGUAUCUUACAAUUAGUAAACGGGUUGGAUUUUAUUCACAAUAAAGUUCACUGUGUCCAUUUAGAUAUUCAACCAAAAUCUAUAUUCAUUAAUGAGAAUUCAGAUUGGAAAAUUUCUGGAUUGGGUCAUUUAUUUAAACUGCCUUCAGGUUCAAACACAUCAGAACAUUUCUUACCACAAUAUGAUCCAAGAAUACCCUCAUUCAUGCAACUACAAUAUGAUUAUACUGCUCCAGAAAUUAUUUUUGAUAAUACUGUCACUUGCAAGAAUGAUUAUUUCUCAUUGGGACUUUUAAUAAAUUUCCUAUAUACUGGAGAGAACAAUUUGAUACGUAGUGAGAAUUCAAGUAGUCAAUAUAAAGAUGAAUAUAAGAAAUUCGAGAAGAAAAUUAGUUCCAUGUCCUGGGAUAAUGUAUUCCCCAAGCUGCCCAAUCAACUAAAAGCAUGCAUCCCAAAACUAAUGAAUAGAGACAUUUAUUCUCGCUAUGAUAAUAUCACCGAUUUUCUUGAAACUGAAUUUUUCCAAGAUCCAUUAAUUAAAACAUUAAAUUUUCUGGAUGAUUUGCCAACCAAAAGUAACCAAGAAAAAUUGGUUUUCCUUGAUGGUUUGAUUGAAUUGCUACCGCAAUUUCCAGUGGCAUUAUUGCAAAAGAAAUUUUUACCAAUCCUUUUAGGAUUAUUGGACCAAUUAUGUGCUGAUAAGAAUAUAGAUCAAGGUUGUAUCUCGAGAGACUUACAAAUUAUCUUGAAGAUUGGUUCCAGUUUAUCACAAUUAUCAUUUCAUGAGAAAGUGUAUCCAGUACUGACAAAUAAGACAAAUUUCCCGAUUCUAUUAAACAGUUCUACUGAUUCUUUAAUCGAUAAUAUAUCGAUCUUAAAGGAAAAGAUUAAACUAUCUGAAUUUUUAGACUCAUUUAUGAAACCAUUAUUGAAAUACGUAUUGAACAAUUUUGAAGGUGAAAAUUCCAUUACAUCCCAAGAAAAAUUAUUAUCACAAUUACCCUUAAUACUUGACUGCCUUGAUUUCCCGGAAGUGAAGAACUUCCUCUUACCUUUAAUUGCCAACCUUUUCACCAAGACUACCAGUUUAACUAUAAAAGUUACUAUUAUAACAUGUUUUAAGACUUUAAUCGAGCAUAAAUCAGUGGAUGCAUAUGUGUUUUGUGAAGAAGUGUUGCCAUUGUUUAAAUCAAUGAAGACACGAGAUCCAAGAAUUUUAAUGACAUCUUUGACGUUAUUUGAAACCAUCCCACAGAUCGUAUCAGACGAAGUUAUACUUGUGGAACAAUUAUUACCCUUGAUGUGGAAUUAUUCUAUGGCAUCCACUUUGAAGGCAAAUCAAUACACAGCCUUCACCAAGGUCAUUAAUAAAUUUUCAUCAGAUAUUCAAAAUCGUCAUAUACAAAAACUGGGGAACUCCACUGAUUUGAAUGGAUUGAAUAAAGAGGGUGCCUUUAACAAGAUUAUUGAUACACCAGUUGUGAAAAAGACACCUGACCUGGAAACACAGCAAGCCAAGAAUAUCAGUACGCCGGCGAUUCGCCCCACUCGAAAUAACAUGCUACCCAAAGCCAGUCUACCGAUCCAGCCCUUAUCAAGAAAUCCGCUACCACUGUCCAAUAAAACGCUUCCAGUUAAGAGUCCUGAUUUUGACCAUCACUUUGCAAAUAAUGGUUCAGUAAACCCUUUAACGGGAUCUCGUUCCUCUGCGCAUACAAGGCAAGGGCAAUCUCAAGUAUAUACACCUAAGAAUGCUACUACUGAUACAUUUGAUGAUUUUGAUACAUUCGUAUCUGCGUCGUCGACCCCACAGACCACCAAUAGAGUGACACCCAUGCAGCAACCGCUGAAACCAAAUACAAUAUCUCCCGCUCCAGGCAAUUUCCCACCAGGAUUUUCCAUCCCACUCCAGCCCAACAGGAAGGAUGCCAAUCCAUCCAGUUCCUCCUUCGACAUCAACAGCGAUUCAUUGAUUUAA
Messenger RNA from Naumovozyma castellii, 2445 nucleotides. RefSeq names its product Scy1p (gene SCY1). NCBI's taxonomy places the organism in Eukaryota, Fungi, Ascomycota, Saccharomycetes, Saccharomycetales, Saccharomycetaceae. The record is from RefSeq and is a predicted model, not a curated record. The coding region runs from base 1 to 2445 and encodes 814 amino acids. The transcript has a single exon.